Molecule: messenger RNA, 5447 nt
Organism: Porites lobata
Lineage: Eukaryota; Metazoa; Cnidaria; Anthozoa; Scleractinia; Poritidae
Source: the annotation of a GenBank genome assembly
AACUUUCUCUGAAGAAUCAAGAUUUCGCACGAGAUUUUCAACUGAGUGGAAUUGCAACCAAGGGUUUCCAUAACAUGGCUCUCGUUUUCGGAUUUCAAUCCUAUUAUCCCACGUACCGGUAAGUUUUUUACAAAGCUUCAUCGUUUUAAGACUUCUUUCUAUAAGCGUUAGUCACUAAAUAAACUUAACGUCUCCUCCCCUUAAAUCCUCACUGAGUUAAAUUUUUGAGUUAUGAAAUGCAAGCUUUCAUUAAAAACGACUGACGACAUGCAAGAAUUCUCGGUCAGAAGUAUUAUUGAGAAAUCAAGGGAAAAGAAAACUGAAAGUGCCUGAAAAUUAGGAUUCUUGUGUGACCAAAAUUGAGCAAUAACUCAAUAAUUACCGAGAAAGGUGAGGAAAUCUGUUUGUGUAAAAAAAAAAUACCAGUUAAUAAUUAAAAACGUUUGAGGGAUGCAGGUUAACCCUAUUCAGACUUGGCUUUUUUGGUCAAUCUGUUACUGGGGGGCUCCUCGGACCCCCCCCCUCUGUAUCUCUGGAACCAAUAAUGCUAGGGUCAUGAAAUUUACACACAAUGAUCAUCUCCGUACAAAGAAGCCCCACACCCAGUUUUGACUUGCCACGCCCAAUGAUGACGUCACAGUGACAUCAUAUUCCGAUUUUUCAAUGUUUCUUAUUAUUUUUCCACUUAGAUACGUAAAAUAAUAUAUAGAUUUAGCCAGGGCUAAAAGCGAAGCUCCCAUUAAUAAAUUUAUAUUUUAAAUCAAACAAUGAACUUGUAAUCCACAAAUCAGUUAACUUAAGGGCUCAUUCAUGUGACUUUUGAGGGAAAGGAUAAGUUAUUUUAGAGUGAAAGAUCUUACAUCGAGUUGAAAGCCUAAAUAUAUGUACACCCAAAAAAUGGCAAACAUCUUCUAUCACAUUCAAGAGCCAUAAUGGCUCUUGAUCACGGUAGAUUAGGCCUCGAAAACAAAUUCUUGGAAAACAAAUCAGGCCGCAUUUUUUUUGCGUUCGACAGGUUUACUUUACAAAUCCUUGCCAACAAAUCUGAGGGUGUGUAAACCAACCUUUUAUACUUUUUAUACAUCACAUCUGAGGUGAAACAGUACUUUUUAUCAUACAGACCUCGGACAGAAUACGGCAUUUCACAAUUUUUCAAUGUCCAGGACGAUCAAUCGUGGGCUUUUAGCGAAACCGUUCAAAAAUUGCCAAAAUCACCCAUACGUCCAGCCGGUUCUCAUUUUUAGUGCGAGCUGUCAGUGUGGUCGAGUGUUUGAAUGAACUUUAAUGGAGAUACGUCUCAACAUAAUAACGAAUUUAUUAUCAUUACUUUUUGUUAUUUAAUGGUUCCAGCUAUAACGAUGUGUAAUCUUAUAAAGCGUUUGAUACGUGGGACAUUUCUAUGUACUCCUGCAAGCGAUGUUCAUGAACGAUGAAAACAAACACCACGGACAAGCGAUUAAAAUUGCAAGAGAGACUACUAACAAUAAAUAAAAGAAAUAUAAUUCGCUAAAACAUUUACAGAGACAACAAUUUUCAUUCACGAAGACAAGUAUUAAAGUGUCUCUAAAAAUCCUGAGUCUUUAAGCUUUAAUAAAGCUUAAGCUUAAGUUUAUUUUGUUUUACUUUCAGCCGGCCUCCCGGUGUUUGUUUUUUUUUUUCAAAGAUGAACUCCUCGAAGCAAGAAAAUCACUCAAAGUUUUCUUUCUACAGCCAAAUUUAUAACUAAAUAUUCUUCGGAACGUUUGUUUUCUAUUUGCUGUGAAAAAAAAAUCUGAAGGCCUUUUAAAGUCCUGUAAGCUUAUAUCAAACCUGAUACUAGAUCAGAUCAUUGACUCAAAUCUUAACAAACGCGCAAAAACUUGCCGCAUAAACUGUGCUCGACUUCAUGAAAUUAGAUAUAACAAAAACAAACAUCAAAUACAAUAAUUACUCAGGCUUACCAUUCGAGAUUCAGUUCCUGAAAGAUAUCAAGGAAGGCCAUAGUUGCUUGAGACUUUUAAACCCUCUUACGCAUUGAGCAAGGUGAAAGACGAAAACGAUGCCAUCCGAAAUCGGAUUACCCAAUUUUAACAAGCGACGCAUUUCUCAACCAAAAACCCAAUAAACAAACCAGCCAUGGAUAACAGAAGACUCUUGAUAGCAGCUGUAUUUCAUUUUGUACAUCCAGUGGAAAAAGACAGUUAAAAACAUCACAAGUUGACACAAAACUCUGUCAAAGUAAACAACUUUCAAGAUGCUGCAUAAAUUUUCCGCAUGAACUCACCUGUCAAAUUUUGACCAAUCAGAGUACAAAAAUUGGACGUAGAGCGUGACCAACGCGUGACCAUGGUAAGAAAAGGUCUUCCCCGCCUUUAUUUUUAAAAAAGUGGCUGAAUUUUCGCGUCCGAGGUCAGUUUGAAAUCAAAAUCUUGACAGUGCGGGGCCAUAGUGACAUAAACACAACAUAUUUCAUAUGAAUCAUUGGAAAAAAUAGACUUGAGCCUGCGAUCAUUUGAAACUGGUAAUUUGUCAGCGGAUAACUUCAAAAAAGUACUCGACCUCGAUGGGUCGACACUUGAGCCCGCGGUACGGUCAGGUGACACUGGUCAGCGGAUAUCCUGUUUUGACAGCUGUCAAUUGAUCACAACAUUGAUGCGCAAUUAGUUUUCUAUUGGGCUCCCAAACCAGCUAGAAAGUGUGAGAGAAAACAUUGGUUUCCCUGUGGUGCGGACGGACGGUCGGGCGUACGGUCACGUGAUUACCAAAUUUUCUCGGAUGGGUAGAUUACCACAUUUAUUAUAUACAUACUGAGAAAUACUCACCGAAAAGCUAUGUCGUAAAUUUUCGUACGCAAAUUAGUUCUAGCCAAUCAGAGGAGCGAACGAUGGUUUUCACACGUGAAAAAAACGAUACGUCCAAUCAGAAUCGCGAACGAUGUUUUUUCACGUGUGAGAAAAAUGAUACGUCCAAUCAGAAGCCACAGAGGUGUGUGAGUUUCGCGCCAAAAUUCCCGCCUUUUAUUGCAGCUUGCAGCGUCGCUUCGCACACAUUCAACGAGAAAAGUUUUACUCAAGGAGUUUUUCUCGCUAAAAAAGUGAAAAACAUUUCGGAAAUGGAGUGGAAUAGUUUCGUUUGUUUCACUGUCGAUAAAAAAAUACGGUAGAGAGCCGGCGAAACAACAGCGGAAAGGGAUAAACAGAACGAGACGUAAGCUUUUGUUGUGCUUUUUGUCGGAGCUACUUUGCCUUUCAUUUAAGCUUAAGCUUAUAUUGAAACCGGCCAUUUUACUUAAAUUCACUCAUUUUCAAUUGUGCAUUGAGAACAAACAGUUAAGAUUACUUAUAGUUCUUGGAUUAAACCUCAUAUCCUCACCGUCAUUUAUGUUUUUAACAAACGUUUUUACUAAAAAGCUGAUACUUCGUUUUCGUUGUCAUUUUGCGGUAAGUGUGUAGCGGCAAAUUUUAGCAUUUUUGAAAGAUUUAAAAUAAAAAGGCCCGCAAAAUGAUGAAUGACUCAGUAUGUAUAUAAUAAACACAAUACCACAUGGAAAGUGCUUUGUACGGUAUUUACGCACUCGUUGUUUUUGUAUCAGAAAUCUUACUCGUUCGCUGCGCUCACUCGUUCGAUUUCUGAUACGUCAACAACUCGUGCGUAAAUACCGUACGCCAGCACUUUCCAUGAAGUAUUCUCUAUUUCCUUAGCUAUGGAGCUCCGCUAUCAAUAAUAUUGGUAAAGUCAUCUCUUUGUUAUCCUUUCUUAUGAACUAGUAACAAGGAAACACUUGAACCCCGAGAAAAAGCAAUAGGAAGCAAUAAAAUUUAAAAUUUGAAAUGGUUGUCCACCAUCUUGGAUCCGCCAUCUUGGAUUUCCGUUUUUUUGUUAAAAUUAUAAUUUAAAGCACCUUUCAAAGGGGAAAAAGCUCAGAAUGUAUAAAAGAAGUAUCAAACUAAUGUUUAUUACCCAAACAAAUGACUUUGGAAGUGUUAUUUGGAAAAUAGAGCAGCAUAUUUGUCAAAGCAAAAAAGGGACAAAUUUUACCCCACCCCUCCCCCCCAAAUAUUCGAUGUUGAAACAUUUUGAUGUAAUUCAAAAACUAGUCCCAAGCAAAGACCAUUUUAACAACAAAGAGCACUAUAAGUGCAAAAACGCGAUCUUAAAAAGAAAAAAUCACCAUUUUUUAAAUUUUCCAAAACCUAUGUGUCAGAAACUGGUUGCCAUGGCAACAUGAUUAAUCACAUGGACAUGGUAAUUAUACCAAAAUGUUCCUAGAUAAAUUUUAGGAAAAGUCAGAAAAUUUGAACGUCAUAGCUCUUUCGGUGUAGGAGUUAUCACGAUUUUGCCAGAGGGGGUGUUCGAAAAGCCCCCCCCCCGGUCUGAAUAGGGUUAAGUCAGUCUUACCGACUUUACUGUCAUUUUUCUCAUUUAUUUCCACAGCAGAGACUAUGAUGAAGCUGUUCCAGGUUUUGGGUUUUUGCAUGAUCUAUGGAGAGAGAUAGCUCUUGCUUCUGACCAGCAGGCGCGAGACACUAGCUUUCAACACCGCCAAAAUAAAUUGCCAGUGCAGAGCCCAAUCAAGAUUGCUUCUCUGCCACUAAAGCAGUACAAGCCAGAAGACAUUUCACUCGAUGUGGACGGCGAAAAUAUCAUCUUACAUGGUCAGCAUCGAUCAGAGAGAGAAGAUGGAUUUGAGAAUAAUGAGUUUAAAAAGAUUAUUAAGCUGCCAGAUGGAGUUGAUCCUACAACAGUGAAAUCGCGUGUAAUCAAAACUCUGAACAAAGGCAACGUUUUUGUCCUUGAAGGCGACAGGCGCGUUGAAGAAAAAGCAAAACAAGACGAUGGCAAGUUCGUGGUUAAAUUGGAUCUUCGUGGAUUUAAACCAGAAGAUAUCAAGGUCCAGCUUCGUGGACAUGAGCUCGCAGUUACAGGAAAACACAAAUCAGAAGACCAAGGUUUCUAUUUUUCACGUGACUACAGUAAUCGCGUUUUGUUGCCUGAUGACGCAGACCUUGGUUCAGUGACGUCACGACUCUCCAAGGAAGGCUUGCUGAUCACAGAAGCGUCACGUGACCCAGCUUUGUUACCAAAGGAACGAAAAGUGGAAGUCUCCAUGGAACUUGGUGAGCAAGAACCUGAAGAGCAGGCCAAACCAGUAGCAAGUGGUGAUACAGAAGAACAGAAAAAAACUGAAUGAACUAUGGUGGCUUAUUCUAAGGCAUUACCUACUCUUUAGCAAAAAAUGUUUAACAUCUGUUAUAUUUUUUGUUAAAAUUCUUAAGGCUAGAAACAUAGAGCAACAUUUCAGUAUGCGUAGUAUCAGCUUUUUUUGGAGCAACACCUUUUAGAGGAUAACAGGCUUAUUCUGAUAAUUAUUGAGAAUUGUAGAGAGUUAGUUUAUAGUUUCACUUGCCUUUUUUGUUAAUCGUUUUUAAAAAACGAAACAAAGAUGAUAGUAAUGAUUGUUUUUAUAA